UCGCCGCGCGUGGUAGCAUUUCGAGAUGUGGCGCCAUCGCAUCCUGCAGCAGACAUCCCGCCGGGAGAUCAGCAAGCAAGUGAAAGCAGAUGGAGGAGGAGGAGCCCGUCAGCAGCCAAGUGGAUCCCUGCCAGCCUCAGCGGAUGUGGUGGUAAUUGGCGGUGGCUCGGCGGGCUGUCACACCCUCUAUCACCUGGCGCGUCGUGGUGUCAAAGCGGUUCUCCUGGAACGUGCCCAACUCACGGCCGGAACCACCUGGCACACCGCCGGAUUAUUGUGGCGCCUGCGUCCCAACGAUGUGGAUAUUCAGCUGCUGGCCAAUUCGCGUCGGAUGCUCCAGGGACUGGAGGAGGAAACGGGUCUGGAUCCGGGUUGGAUUCAAAACGGAGGCAUAUUCAUCGCCCACAAUGAAACGCGUCUGGAUGAGUAUCGCAGAUUGGCCACAGUGGGUUCGGCUCUGGGUAUCGAGAACCAAGUGUUGAGUCCCGAGGAAACCCAAAAGUUGUUCCCCCUCCUGGAUCACUCGGCCUUUGUGGGAUCUCUGUACUCUCCCGGUGACGGUGUCAUGGAUCCGGCGAUGCUGUGUGCUGCCCUCAAGAAGGCAGCUACCAAUCUGGGUGCCCAGGUGAUCGAGAAUUGUGGAGUGGAUGACCUACUGGUGGAACAAACCCCGAGGGGUAAGAAGGUUGUGGGUGUAACCACCCCUUUUGGGGACAUCAAAGCGGAGAAGGUGGUGAAUGCCACUGGGGUCUGGGGUCGCGAUCUGGUGGCCAAGCACGGCUCUCACCUUCCCCUGGUGCCCAUGAAGCAUGCCUAUAUUGUCUCGGAAUCCAUUCCCGGAGUAAGAGGGCUGCCCAACAUCAGAGAUCAUGACUACUCCACCUACUUCCGCAUCCAAGGCGACGCCAUCUGCAUGGGUGGCUACGAACCGAAUCCUAUAUUACUGGAACCCGUUCCCAAGGACUUCCAUUUUGGCCUCUAUGAACUGGAUUGGUCGGUCUUUGAGGCUCAUGUCGAGGGAGCCCAGAAAUUGUGUCCCAGUUAUGCGAAAUACGGUGUGAAGAGCACUGUUUGUGGUCCGGAAUCAUUUACACCCGAUCACAAACCCCUGAUGGGUCCGGAUCCGAUUCUAGAUGGACUGUACCACAAUUGCGGCUUCAAUUCGGCGGGAAUGAUGUUCGGCGGUGGCUGCGGGGAGCAGACUGCCCUGUGGGUCAUCCAAGGCCAGCCGGAUCUGCCCAUGUUCGGCUUUGAUCUGCGUAGAUUCACCCAGGAGCAGGGCAAAGCCACCCAGUGGAUCAGGGAAAAGUCACACGAGAGCUACGUGAAGAACUACAGCAUGGUGUUUAAGUACGAUCAACCUCUGGCGGGUCGUGAUUUCCAAAAGGAUCCCCUGCACGACGAGAUGACGAAGGCGGGAGCCGUCAUGGAGGAGAAGCAGGGUUGGGAGAGGCCAGGAUUCUUCCUACCCUCCGGUUCUAGGAAAGCAGUGGUGCAACCGUAUGACUGGUACGGAAGCUAUGGCCACCAGAGAAACCAGGACAGCGAGUACGAGAAGGUUCUGGACGGCGAUCUUCACUACAGCAGAUUCUCCGAGUACCACGAUCUGAUUGGAUCGGAGGCAAUGGCCUGUCGAAAUAAUGCGGUGGUCUUCAACAUGAGCUACUUCGCCAAGCUUCUGCUAGAGGGUCCUCAAGCUCAGGAGGCCGCCGACUGGCUCUUUUCGGCCAACACCAACCGGGAUCCCAGCAAAACUGUCUACACCUGUGCCCUUAACGAUGCUGGCGGAGUGGAGGCCGAUGUGACCAUUUCCCGUUUGGCGAGCGGUUCCGGUGAGGUCCACGAUCCAAAGUUCAAUGGUCAGGGCUUCUAUAUCGUGGCUGGUGGCGCCUCUGCCUUCUACACAUACAGCUCUCUGAGGGCAGAGAUCCGUAGGAAAGGAUUCAAUGCCAGCCUCAAGGACCUGACCGCGGAAUUAGGUGUGAUAUCCAUUCAAGGACCGAACAGCCGGAAGAUCCUGCAGCCCCUCAUCGACUGCGAUCUGUCCGAUGAGCAGGUGCCACCGAAUAGCACUCGCUUGGCCAAGUUCGGCGAUGUGGGUCUCCGCCUGCUCCGCGUGAGCUUUGUGGGUGAACUGGGCUACGAGCUCCAUGUGCCCAAGAAGGAUUGUGUGGCCGUUUAUCGGAGUCUGAUGAAUGCUGGUGCUGAACAGGAUCUCCGCAAUGCUGGCUACCGAUCGCUGUACUCCCUCAGCAGCGAGAAGGGCUACCACUUGUGGAGCUUCGAUCUGCGUCCGGAUAAUACUCCCCUGGAAGCUGGCUUGGGAUUCACCUGUCGCAAAACAGGAGCUGAGUAUCGUGGCAAGGCGGCAAUUGAAAAGCAGCGAACUAAAGGCCUGAAGAAGCGCCUGGUUUACCUGACGCUCCAGGAUCAAAUCCCCAUUUGGGGUCUGGAGGGUGUCUAUCGGAAUGGCGAACCAGUGGGCAUCCUGCGACGAGCGGAAUAUGCCUAUAGCCUGGGAAAACCCCUCGGACAGGCGUACAUUUCCAGGCCAGAUGGACAGAUCAUCGAUGCUGAUUACAUAAGGAACGGGGAGUACGAGGUAGACAUCUUGGGCAAGAAGUAUCGCGCCGACUGCCACUUGCGCAGCCCAUUCGAUCCCACCGGCCAACGGGUUCUCGGUAACUAUGCAAUCGAGUCCAAAACCAAACCUAAUAAUAAAUAAAGAUGAGCCUUUUGUUUCCAA
Drosophila takahashii is the source of this 2746-nucleotide messenger RNA. It is a transcript of the gene Sardh, whose product is annotated as Sarcosine dehydrogenase. Gene Ontology annotation, molecular function: sarcosine dehydrogenase activity; protein binding. Lineage: Eukaryota; Metazoa; Arthropoda; Insecta; Diptera; Drosophilidae. The record is from RefSeq and is a predicted model, not a curated record. Gene Ontology annotation, cellular component: mitochondrial matrix; cytoplasm; mitochondrion.